Molecule: messenger RNA, 2499 nt
Organism: Nothobranchius furzeri (turquoise killifish)
Lineage: Eukaryota; Metazoa; Chordata; Actinopteri; Cyprinodontiformes; Nothobranchiidae
Gene: lrrc31
Product: leucine rich repeat containing 31
Molecular function (GO): protein binding
Source: RefSeq, a predicted model, not a curated record
UAUUCAUAAAAACAUUCUGUUGGGUUUUCUUUGGAUUUUUGCUGAUUUAUCAACGAGAUUAGGAAUUUAAUCUAGACUGGGAUUAUGGACUCGUUUAAAAGAACCAAUCAAAUGUUUUUACUUGGUGAACAAAUACGUGAUUUAAAAUACGCUUCUGGUGCAGAUCAGGUAAACAUUAGCACAGAAGGUGGUGUCCGUCGCACUUCCGGGAUGAGAGACGUCACGUCUCGCGCUCGUCACAUGCAGGUACAGGUGUGCAGCAGCCGAAGACAGAACGAGAUGAGAGUUCUAAACGAAAGAUUCGGUUAUUUACCAUAAUCUGUAUAAACCGCGUUGCGUUCAGGGAAGCUGGUUGUUAACGGUUCUGACCGGGAGACGAAGGUUCGUGCAGACGGACAUGGAGUCAGCAGAUGGUCAGCUGAGGCGGGACGGCGGCAGCCAGAGACGGUCUCCCAUUGACGUCAUUAUGAGUCAGAUCCGCAGGAAGCGUUCAGCCUCCGACAGGAAGCCACUAGGACGAUUCCUGUCUCGGACCUCAGAGCAGACGGGAAUCCCAGAGGACGCAGAGCCAGAGAACAGAGGACCGAGUCCAGCUGAGAGUGAGCGUGAUGUCGGCUGGGGUCGGGUCUGUGUUUUCCUGCAGAAGCUCGGAAAGAAUUCUGACAGCCGGAGUCUCAGUGUUGCUCACUGUGAUCUGACAGCUACAGACCUGCUGGAGCUUGCAUCGCUGCUCCCGUUCCUCCCCCAGCUGGAGGACGUGGACUUGUCCUGGAACGAGCUGAUUGGUGGAAGUCUAAGGGCGCUGACCUCUCACCUCCAGCUGGCGGGCGGGAUCCGGAUGCUGAGACUCUGCAGCUGCAGGCUGAAGGAUGAAGACAUCGCUGCUCUGGGUGAAGCUCUGGGUUGUCUUCCUCUCCUGGAGGUCCUGGACUUGUCCUGGAACAGCGGGGUUGGUGGCGGCGCGUUAGGCCUGCUGGGGAAACUCCAGCCAUCGCUGAAGGAGCUCCACCUGGUGGCGUGUCAGCUCACCGCAGCAGACGCCGCCUCUCUGGGAGGACUGGUAGCCGACCUUCCAAAGCUCAGCCUGCUGGACGUCUCCUAUAACCCUCAGCUCACACAGGAAGUGGACGCCGGGGGCUUCAGAGAGCUGUCCUCCUGCCUGUCCCACACGGUCUCUCUGACUGUUCUGCAGCUCCAGGCCUGUGGUCUGACGCCCCACAGCCUGGAGGAUCUGGGGAGUUUGCUCUGCUGCCUCCCCUCUGUGCGAGAGUUGGACCUGUCCUGUAACAAACAGCUGACUGGGGGACUGAACCGUCUCACCCCUCACCUGGCUCACGUCACACACCUGGAGAUCCUGGACCUGCACCUGUGCCGCCUGUCGCCGGCCGACCUGGAGGCUCUGAUCCAGGUGCUCCCCUCUCUGUCGGCGCUGAUGGAGCUCGAUGUGUCAUCCAAUCAGGAGGUGGGGGGCGUGGUCAGUCCGCUAGUCUCCGCCCUCCAGCUGUCGCAGAUGAGGCGGCUGCCGCUCAGCAGCUGCAGGCUGAAUGACGAGUCUUUCACUGCCCUGGCCCUGGCGGCGCCUUACCUGCGCAGUUUGGAUCUCUCCUGGAGCAAAGUGGUCGGUGGACGGUUGUUUCUGCUGCUGGACGCUCUUCAGCCGUCCGUCAUCGUGGAGCUCCGCCUCAGCAGCUGUGACCUCACCACCGAUGACCUGCGUCACCUUGCUGAGGUGAGCAAGCACGGUCGUCUGUCCUCCCUCCGGGUUUUGGACCUGUCCUACAACGGGACGGUCGGCGCCGAUGGCUGGACGGCCCUGUUCACAGCUGGAGGUCUGGGCUCACUGGAGGACGCCGACCUCAGCCUGCGACCUUCGACCUCUGCCCCCUGCUCGACCUGGUUGCCGGCGCUGCUCGGCGCUCUGCCCAGAAUGCCAGCGCUGGCCCGGCUGGCGCUGCGGCGCUGGACCGUCGCACCUCAGGAGAGACAGCGGCUGACGCACAGCACGAAGAACAGAAACGUCCAGCUGGAGUUGGAUCAGAACCUCACGGAGUCGGAGUGGAAGUCGACCAAUCAAGAGGAGGGUCGGCCUCCGGGACACAACCCCGUUUUUAUUUUUCACUGAUUUGUUAUAAAACCGAACGAGUUCCAGGAGUUUUAAUCCGGAUUGAAGGAGAUGUUAAAUAAUCUGUAAAGCCGUCAGGAGUCGAUGCUUUUCAUCAUAAAUAACUCGUAAUUCAUAAGUUUUCUGAUUUCAAACAAACAAAAUUAACUCAAAUCUAGAAAAUCUAUUUAAAAAACAUCAACUGUUCGUUUUAUUAGAGUUGUGUUUUAUUUUUAAUAACUGAUGAAUAAGUCGAGUUUACAUUCUUGUAAGGUAAUAAAUGUAUAUCUACUUAGUACUGAAACACUCGAUUGAUGCUUUUUUUUUAGAAAUUUAGCAAAUUUAGACUGACAUCCAACAGGAAAGGCCUUUCAAAAUAAAAGUAUUGUGCUUUCUGA